Molecule: messenger RNA, 1235 nt
Organism: Capsicum annuum
Lineage: Eukaryota; Viridiplantae; Streptophyta; Magnoliopsida; Solanales; Solanaceae
Product: 21 kDa protein
Exons: 1
Coding region: 376-963 (195 amino acids)
Biological process (GO): negative regulation of catalytic activity
Molecular function (GO): enzyme inhibitor activity
Source: RefSeq, a predicted model, not a curated record
GAGGAAAAUAUUAAUAACUUUGUAUUACUAAAAUCAUAAUUUCUUAUGUAUUAAUUAUACAUUCUGUAACUAUACCAAAGUCACCCCUACAUGAUUGAAGUUAAGAAAUAUACAUUAAUUAUACAUUCUAUAAUAUUGAAUAAGGUUUAUACCUCAUCCUACCGAAGCGACCCCUACCCCUACAUGAUUGAAGUUGAGAAAACUUAUCUUUUAAGUUCAAUAGCAUUGUUACUUUUAAAGAUAUGGAAUAUUAUGGCCAAAAUAAGGUCCUCAUUGGGGGGGGGGGACCCAACCCAGCUCGCUAACCCAAUCAAUAAGGUCUAUAAAGACAGGAAAGAGUACCCAUUCCUCUAACAAGCAAAAUAUCAUUGAGAAAUGGCCGCAGCAAAACUGUUCUUCCUUGCAGCAGCUUUAAUUUCCCUCUCCUACCUCACCGGCACAGCAGCCGCCCCCGUAGCCUCCACCAGUUUCAUAAAGAGCUCCUGCAAAUCCACCACUUUCCCCGAAGUAUGCAUCGCUUCCCUUUCCGGUUACGCAUCGGCAAUAAAGAACAGCCAAGAACAGCUAGUGAAAACUGCCUUGUCCGUAAGCCUAAACAAAGCCGAAACUACAAAGGAAUUUGUUAGCAAGCUGUUGAAAUUCAAGGGAUUAAAGCCUAGAGAGUAUGCAGCUAUAAAGGAUUGCGUAGAGGAGACAAGUGACAGUGUAGAUCGGCUUACCAAAUCUGUGAAUGAACUCAAAAGAAUGGACCGUAGCCAUGGGAAGGAUUUCCAGUGGCACAUGAGCAAUGUGGAGACAUGGGUAAGUGCUGCAAUUACUGACGAGAAUACUUGUACUGAUGGAUUUGCUGGUAAGGCUUUGAGUGGGAGGAUUAAGGCUUCGAUUAGAAAUCAUAUAACUAGUCUAGCUCAAGUUACUAGCAAUGCGUUGGCUUUAAUUAAUCAAUAUGCUGCUAAAUAUUGAUUAAUUAGCCAUUAAUUAUGUUUUCGGGUGUUUGACAAUUAAUUAUGGUUUUUGCCUUUUUUGUUUUGGGGAGUGGUUUGUGUGGUACUUUGUAUAUUGUGAAUGAAAUUUCACGCGCAAAGUAUAAAAGGGAGAAUAGAGAAUGGCUGAUUUGUCCUUUUGGGCGAUAUCUUACCGUUCUUUCUUGUCCUUUACGGGAUGUUUGUGGUACCCAACGUAUGCUUAUAAGUAAAAAUAAAAUAAGUAAUGCAAAAAUGGCAUUUUUUAUUGAA